Messenger RNA from Effrenium voratum, 1341 nucleotides. NCBI's taxonomy places the organism in Eukaryota, Dinophyceae, Suessiales, Symbiodiniaceae. The record is from the annotation of a GenBank genome assembly.
AUGGCCCCCUCGGAGCUCGUGUGGCAAGCCGCCCGGUACGGCUGGCGCUCCACGGCGCCGUGGCCCGCAAGCGGCGCCGGCGGCCUGGAGCUGCGCCCCCGGCCUCAGGCGCCCUACUGGCCCUGGGCUUCCCUCCGCGAGCUGCGGCCUGGGGCGGCGCCGAGGCUUGUGGCCGAGGCUUGUGGCGGAGGCUUGUGGCUUGUGGCUUGUGGCUUCGCCGCGGACGGCCGCCCAGGCUGGGUCCGCGAGCAGCUUCCGAGCGGCCGGUGGCAGCGCCACGAGCUCCCGGACCGCUGCGCCUCGGUGCGGCUGCGCUGGGAGAAGGCCGCGGGGUGGUGGAAGCUGUGGGUGGAGGAGGGCGCGGAGAGGCUGGUGCUGGAGGCGACCUUCGAAAGCCCCGAGCCGCAGCUGGUGCUGGAGGCGACCUUCGAAACCCCCGAGCCGCAGUUGGAGCUGCGCACGCAUUCAACAUUUGUGGACCGCUUCGAUUUCUCCUUGCUUCCCCCGCCUGAGAUCCAGUCGCGGCUUGAUGAGUCCACCCGCCAGGCAAUCAUGCGGGAGAAGCAGGAGCUGCAGAAUCAGCUGGACGAGUCCAAGCGCCGCUAUGAGCUGUUGGCGAGGGAGAAGGCAGAGGAGACACAGAAAGCCGAGUCUGCGCAGCAUGAGAAAGAGGCUUUGCAGCAGAGGAUUGAGUCGCUCAUGGCAGAGCUCGAGACGGAAAAGGAGCAGAAGGAGAUCGCGCAGACCCUCCAGAAGCAGCUUGACGAGUUGGCGCAGGAGAAGGCGGAGGAGAUGAAGAAAGUUGAGGGCUUGCAGCAAGAGAACGAGAUUCUGCAGCAGAGGAUUGCGUUGCUGACCCAGAAGGCGCAGAAGUCUGAGCAAAUGAAGCAACGCAUCUUGCACCUGAAGGAGCACUUCGAUGAUGUUCUGGCUUUCAGCCGCUCUGACGCUGGUCCUCAAGCUGAAGGCCCAAGCCUGGCCCUUGGCGGCUCAGGUGAAGAUCCGACUCCCAAGGAUGCCUCGGAUGUGUUCUCCGUCGUCGGAGAGUCAGAGCACUCGGACGCCAGCAGCCGCUCGGCCAAGUGCUUCUUGCCGAACACGGCGUUGCACGGCGUGGAUGGCCACCUGCUCCGAGUGGAGAAGUUGAAGAUCGGAGACCGCGUGCGGCUGCUGGACCACAGCGAAGCCGCCGUCGUGGGCAUGCACCUGCACCGCGCCAAGAAGAAGCCGUACGGCUUGGUGGAGCUCACGACGCGGCAAGGGCUGUCCACAGUGUCCAAGUCCCACCGCGUGGCGGUGCCUGCAGGCGAGUCUGAAGGCGCGGCGCAUCAGAUUAAAUGA